Molecule: messenger RNA, 372 nt
Organism: Parnassius apollo (apollo)
Lineage: Eukaryota; Metazoa; Arthropoda; Insecta; Lepidoptera; Papilionidae
Source: the annotation of a GenBank genome assembly
AUGGAUUCAGAUCGCAUCAGUCGUCUUCUGGAAGAUGUUUCAACAUCGGAAACCAGCGAUAUCGAAGGUUCGUACCACGAUGACGAGGGAGAGUAUGGUUCUAACGAAGGUUAUCGUCCAUCAGCUCAGUCAGCAGUGAAUACAGCCCUUCAGUCUCCGGAGGUGGAACAGCCUGGCGCACAAAAAGCUAGUGAUGAUUUCCUGCCUAACGACAUGGAUAUUUUUCUUCAGUCUCCAGAGAUGGAACAGCCUGCUGCGCAAAUGGUCACCAAUUCAACGCAGCUCCAAAAGAUGAAGUGUGGUCAAAAACAUCUAUAUCAACUGCUGAUUUUCACUUUGACGAGUUCUCAACAGGAUCAAAGUUUGAUGUAA